GCCUACCCAAGGGUGUGUCGUCCUGAAACCAUCCAGCGCUCGAGCUCAUAACGUGAUCUCCAGUCGUAGCAAGUGGAGUGUCGACAUGGGGAAAGCAACAGGGCGCUGGGACUUUGAAUGGGUUUAUAAUGAACAGCCACAUACUUCACGAAGAAAAGAAAUUCUAGCCAAAUACCCACAGAUCAAGUCUUUGAUGGGCCACGACCCUCAGCUGAAGUGGGUAGUAGCGGGGAUGGUCCUGACCCAGCUGCUGGCUUGCUACCUGGUGCACGACCUCAGCUGGAAGUGGGUGUUCUUCUGGGCCUACGCCUUCGGCGGCUGCAUCAACCACUCCCUCACGCUGGCCAUCCACGACAUCUCGCACAACGUGGCCUUUGGCAACAAGCAGGCGCGCUGGAACCGCUGGUUCGCCAUGUUCGCCAACAUCCCCAUCGGCCUGCCGUAUUCGGCCUCCUUCAAGAAGUACCACGUGGACCACCACCGCUACCUGGGAGGGGACGGCCUGGACGUGGACAUCCCCACCGAGCUGGAGGGCUGGUUCUUCAGCACGCCGCUCAGGAAGGUGGUGUGGCUGUUCUUCCAGCCCUUCUUCUACGCGCUGCGCCCCCUGCUGGUGAACCCCAAGCCGGUGACGAGGCUGGAGCUGAUGAACGCCCUGGUCCAGUUUGCGGUGGACGGCGUGAUCUACUACCUGUGGGGCUUGAAGCCCAUCAUUUACCUGAUCGCGGGCUCCAUCCUGUGCAUGGGCCUGCAUCCCAUCUCUGGACACUUCAUCGCGGAGCACUACAUGUUUCUGAAGGGCCACGAGACGUACUCAUACUAUGGCCCGCUGAACUUUAUUACCUUCAAUGUGGGCUACCACAUGGAGCACCAUGACUUCCCCAGUAUCCCUGGCAGUAAACUACCACUGGUGAAGGAGAUUGCGGCAGAGUAUUAUGACAAUCUACCCCAGCACACGUCCUGGGUGCGCGUGCUUUGGGACUUUGUGUUCGACGACAGCAUUGGCCCCUACGCUCGGAUCAAGCGUCAAUACAAGCUCGUCAAAAAGGAAUGAAGAUGCCCCUUCGCUGCUGAUUCCCUACCUAGCUAACGUCAUUUUGUUAGUUUGUUUGUUUUCCUUUGUGUUGUUUGUCUAUACAUAACAGAGGUUCAUUAAAUGUGAAGCUCUCUGUGUUUGACACACACACACACACACACACACACACACACACACACACACACACACACACACCCUCUCACCACCAUUCAGAAAAUGCCUGGGGAUGUUCCGUUGGGCUUCCCAAACUGGUUUGUCUCCUACAUCUGCAUAAUCCCAGGAGGAUUCCAUGGUCUGCUCCUCUUCUAUUGGACUUUACUGUUGUAGAUUCUGGAAGAGCCACCACUAGGCAUCUAUCCCGUCCAUGAUGAAUAUAAACCCAUUCAGGAUCAUUGUCCUGUUUUGCCCAUCCGUUACAAGUGCUCUGCUUGGUUGUACUGUGUUGUGUGCGUGUGCGUGUGUGUGUGAUCUAUGUAGGAUGGGAUUAUGAUUUUUGUGAGUGUGAAAAGGCUUGUCUAAGGAGUCCCUAUCCUCAAUAUCAUAGCUGACCCCGGUUUGAGGGGUCAUACGUUUUCAUUUAUUAAAAUUCAGCUUUGCUAUCAUUCAUAGUGGCUGUCUACAGAUAAAAAUAAAAAAAACUGAAAGGAAAAAUGUAAAUAACAUUUUGCAACAUUGAAUGAAUUGAAUUCAAUUUGCAGAGUGGGCUUAACACAAAAUCUUUCAGAUAAUGGAAGGUAAAGAUAUAAUUCUAAGUAAUUUUGUUUAUUUACUGCUAACCAUUUCCAUUGUUUUGGUGGACACAGGAUCGCUGAGUGAGAUGGGAUGUUGUAAAACAUGGCAGAUGCCCUUUGGAUUUGGUGAAGCCGUUUAUUGUGUUUACCACUGCAGACUUAUCUACCCACAAAAAACUGUACCUGAGCAUAGUGCUUUUAAGCUGUAGAGAGAAAAAAAUGUCCUGUCAUUUUUAUACAUGUCUGUAAGUCAUAUUUUGACGUUUUUUAUAUAUACAAUACUUUAUAA
Engraulis encrasicolus (European anchovy) is the source of this 2056-nucleotide messenger RNA. It is a transcript of the gene degs2, whose product is annotated as delta(4)-desaturase, sphingolipid 2. Bases 86 to 1054 code for a protein of 322 amino acids. Gene Ontology annotation, biological process: sphinganine metabolic process; ceramide biosynthetic process. Gene Ontology annotation, cellular component: membrane. NCBI's taxonomy places the organism in Eukaryota, Metazoa, Chordata, Actinopteri, Clupeiformes, Engraulidae. The record is from RefSeq and is a predicted model, not a curated record. The transcript has 3 exons. Gene Ontology annotation, molecular function: sphingolipid delta-4 desaturase activity.